AUAUAAAAUUAUCAUGGAAAAAACCUAAUACCUUUUAAUUAACGCAAUCGCAGUAGCUGAUAAAAAAAAGAAAACGGGACUGCAUCAAAGAAGACAUUCGAGAGGAUGUUUUCCAAAUUGGCUUUUCGCUUUGGAAGAAGAUUUGUUACACCGUGCAGUCAGAGACUAAGUGCAGCGGGUAUCAGUGAGGAUGUGCAUUCAAAAACAGACCCUUGGGAGACAUUAGCUAAAAGCUAUAAAAAAUCUUCACUUCAGCACAAGCAUUCAGAGAAAAUCAACGAAACUAAUAAAAAGACAAAUGAAUUAGAAGAGAAUAAGUUGUCUGAACUACAUGUUGCAAUGACUGGUGAUGCCCCCAUAAAAGGAGAAACACUAUCAACAGAUAUUAAAGGUGUUUCACAGCCCCCAUUAAACACAGAACUGAUUGCAAAGCAUUUUCGUAAUGUAUCAGUAAGUCAGGUUUGUGACAUAAUGAACUCUAACCUACAAUCGUGUACCCCAGAGAUGCUGUCAGAGAUCGAGGCUUAUUUAGAUGAAGUGGAUAAACUUGACCCUCACAGCACUAAGUGGGACAUGAUGACCUCCUUUCUUCCUCACCCCGAUGAGGAUAGAGGAAUACGUUACAACUUUCUGAAACCAAAGUCCAGUAGCUUUGAGGACUACAUAGAGCAUUCAGAGACACUACAGAAACUAGUGAUGAUAGGCGUUGAUCUGUCAGCUGUUCAAGAAUUUCCGUUCAUCGGAAACUACAUCAUCAGGCUUGAUUUUGAGAGAGACAUCAUUCCAAAGUUGUUAUACCUGAAAGAUCUGGGUGUUUAUGACCAUAAUCUUGGAAUGGUUUUGACCACAAACCCCUUUAUACUGGAGGACCCCAUCAACAAGCUUCAGUCAGUGGUUGGCUACCUGAAAUCUAAGAAGUUCACAGACGAGAUGAUUGGUAAGAUGGUGACACGGCAUUCGAUGUUCCUUAUCAUGGAAGUAGGACAGGUUGACUCCAAGCUUGGGAUGUUCCAGAAGAUGUUCGGACUCAAAGGUGAUCAGAUGAGAGAGGUUUUCUCCAUCCACCCAAUCCUUAUUUCCCAUAACAGGAAAAAGAUCCAGGAUGUACACUUUCUGUUCCACAAAAUAUGGGGAUUUGACUACAAUCAGCUUCAGGCCAUGUUUUUGAAAUGUCCACUCGCUUUUGCAGAAGAGCCCCAAACACUCCAGACUCGACUUGAGAACUUGUAUGACAUGGAGGUGAGCAUGGAGACGAUAGCUGAGAACCCUGGAGUGUUGUUAGGAGACCACCAUCAGGUGCGGAGGAGACACGCCUUCCUGAAGGAGAUUGGGCGGGCCCACUAUAACCCAGAGAAGGCGGGAUAUGUGUCCCUGGAAAGUCUGGCCAAGAGAACGGCAGAAAAAUGGUGCUGGAAAAUAGGAGUACCUAAGGAACACUUUGUCACAUUUUUAAAAACAGAAUAAAUUGCUUAUAAAUAUGA
This is a messenger RNA of Magallana angulata, 1481 nucleotides long. Its product is annotated as transcription termination factor 3, mitochondrial-like. The transcript has 7 exons. Gene Ontology annotation, biological process: regulation of DNA-templated transcription; mitochondrial ribosome assembly. NCBI's taxonomy places the organism in Eukaryota, Metazoa, Mollusca, Bivalvia, Ostreida, Ostreidae. The coding region runs from base 106 to 1464 and encodes 452 amino acids. Gene Ontology annotation, cellular component: mitochondrion. Gene Ontology annotation, molecular function: double-stranded DNA binding. The record is from RefSeq and is a predicted model, not a curated record.